Postia placenta MAD-698-R-SB12 is the source of this 1092-nucleotide messenger RNA. RefSeq lists its product as hypothetical. The coding region runs from base 1 to 1092 and encodes 363 amino acids. The transcript is spliced from 3 exons. The record is from RefSeq and is a predicted model, not a curated record. NCBI's taxonomy places the organism in Eukaryota, Fungi, Basidiomycota, Agaricomycetes, Polyporales, Adustoporiaceae.
AUGACGCCGAAGCCGAGGAAGCGAAAAUAUCGGCCUCAACAAAGUGCACAGGUCCACGGUGGACCGGCGGAACGACCUGAUCCAGCAUUAUUCAUCCAGGCUCAUGAAGCGGACCUUGUACGAGAACCACAGGCAGCAUCGGCCGCUCGCUCUCUCGAGGUGGAAUACGAUAGCGGAGGCGGGAGACGACCCGUUUAUAUUGGAGAUGGUCUAAUUCAAUUGAAUUCAGCUGGGCAGAGCCGCGGAGAUUCCGAUGUCUUCGCGGAGGAGCGCGUGCAGCUUGGCCGUGGGAGCACCAAUAAGCCUACGGAGGAUCGUGAUAUAGAAGGCUUGUGGGUGGAUAGGUACGAUGCACGCUUACUGCUCGAUGCGCUGCCGGAUAUACCGCACAGUUCACAUCCUGCACGAUCGGAAUCACCCGGUGGCUGGUCUGACCUGCCGUCCGACGCUGAAGAUACGUUUUUCUUCACGGCGGACGAAGUGGAAGAUUACCGCCGCGAGAAGCGGAGACGAUUGAUCGACCGAAGGCGUGAGGAGCGCCUACGAGCACUGGGUGGGGACACAGAAGACGAUGAGUCCAAGCCUGAGGACGUAUGGGGCGGAAGCGACGAGGAGCCCGACGAGACACAGCGAGAGCUAAUGCGUCGCACCGCCUUGCACAUUCUGAACUCACCAAACGCGGGCCAGCUCGAGAUGCGCAUCCUGGCCAACCACGGGGCAGACCGUCGGUUUGCUUUCCUGAAAGGGCGGUGGUCGCGUGCAUGGAAGAUUGCGAAGGGGCAUGUCAGGUUAGACUUGGAGAAAGAGAAGGCGCACAAGGCCGAUGUAUCCUCCGAGACUGGUGGUGGCCUGGGGGGUCUGACAGGAUAUGGCGACAGCGAUGAUGAAGGCACGUCAACCAGUUCCGGAAAGGGCGUCGAGGGCACGCACGAGGAUGAGCGAUGUAGCCGAGAUGAAAGUGGGAACGCGUGUUCCUCUGAGCCCACCAAGGACGAUGAUGAAAUCGUCAAGAGUGCUAGGAGAGCGAGAGCGAAGGAAUGGGCGGAGAAACGACGCGCGCUGCAACCGGGUGCGCGAGGCAGUGGCUCAUAG